Molecule: messenger RNA, 920 nt
Organism: Octopus sinensis (East Asian common octopus)
Lineage: Eukaryota; Metazoa; Mollusca; Cephalopoda; Octopoda; Octopodidae
Product: SUZ domain-containing protein 1
Exons: 5
Coding region: 287-766 (159 amino acids)
Source: RefSeq, a predicted model, not a curated record
UUUUAAAAGAAGAACCACAACUACUUCACGUUUUUGUCACACACGGAGCGAAACACAUUCAAAGACGGGGGUUGUUGUUGUCUCAUAUUAUUAUUAUUAUUAUUAUUAUUAUUAUCAUCAUUACUACAUUACUCUCUACGACGACGACUCCUCCUGUGCUGCUCUGCUGCUCUUGUUUUUUUUUUUUUUUUUACACACAUUUUUGUUUGUUUGCAAACCAAAGAAGAAUAGCAAAUGUUUCUAGUAUUCGAAACAUCCAGUUGACUCCAGUUUACAUAUUCAAACUAUGGCUGACGACGGUGAAGUACUGGAUAGUUGGGAGGAACUGGAUGAUAAAGCAGUUUUCGAUAAACAACUCAAGGAGUUCAAUGAAAACUUGAAGCCUAAAACUCAUACUGUGAAUCGGUUAUUGUCCCCAUUGCAAGAAGACACUUUGAGAACAACCUACCAACCUCAAGUGAAGAUUUUGAAACGGCAGCCUGGUACUGGUGCUACAACCAACAGAACUGGCAAUUCAGCAAACAAUGUUUCAGUUAAUCGUCCCCUAAAGACACUGGAACAACGAGAAGCUGAAUAUGCUGAAGCCAGACUGAGGAUCAUGGGAUGUGCAACUGGCUAUGAUGGCCAACAGACACAAUUGCCUUCAGACAAUAGCAAACCUGUGAAAUUACUGCAACCAUUGGAUUAUUGCAGUCCAGACAACAACAUAGUCCGUCAACCAAAGGGUCCGGAUGGCAGCCGUGGUUUCAUUAGUGCACAGAGGUAGUUGUCGGAAACUGGAGGGGGUAGAAAAAAUAUGGCUGUAAACCCCUCACUUGGAGAAAUCAAAAGAUAUCAAGCUAUAUAUAUAUAUAUAUAUAUUUAUGUGUGUGUGUAUGUAUAUAUAUAUAUAUAUAAUGGUAUAUACAUGAAUAUAUAUG